CUCUGGACGAUAUACAGGCAACUCUGCUAUCACCUGGAAGCAAAUUGGUGUUCGUUGUCAAGCCCUGUAGUUUGCCAAGUCAAGUUGUGCUCCACUGCCAAGGGCCUUGACAGCAACGUAAUCUGCACUAUAAGCACGUCUUUUCUUUGUAGACCGAGUAAUGCCAGAGCACGUAAUUGCAAUAAAGCACCAAACAACAGCAUAAAGAGUGCCCCCGCCUGCUGAGUGACACCAGAAAGCAGGUAUUGAAACCAAGCAGAAUGGCUGCAUUCGACGAAAAGGACAUCUCAGCCACUUCAACCAGGGGACUUGAUUUGGGGCAUGGAUAUGCGGAAGACGAUAUACAGGAGAAGGCGAGACUCCUCGGCUGUAGCCCGGAGGACUUUCUUGAGGCCAGGGAGGGCAGCAAAAAUCUCAGCCUAGAGGAUGCUGCGAGUCGAGCCAAACGCAUCCUCCACUUCCACGACCAAGACCCUAAUUUCAAUCCGGAAUCAAUUGUCCGCCUUCAAGCUUUUGUCGAUCACCCUGACCUUUUCCAUAAUCCUGAUGGUCACGCAGAGCUCAUCUCCGACAUCAAGCUGGAAGUCUGUCUUCUCACGGACAACUCGCCCUAUGCCGAAGUGCGCGCUGUAGUCAGCAACAAGGACGACAUUUCCACCCCGGCUGGCACGAUCCGCGCGUGGACAAUUGGCCUUUUGUUUGUAGUGUUGCUGAGCUUUGUCAACCAGCUCUUCUCCGUCCGCCAGCCGACAAUCCGACUUGAUGCUGCGGUUGUGCAGCUCUUGUCGUUUCCACUAGGUAAAGCCUGGGAGAAAUGGCUACCCGUCGGCGAAUUCACAGUCUUUGGUGCACGUCUUAAACUAAAUCCCGGCAAGUUCACGCAGAAGGAACAUAUGCUGAUCUCGAUUAUGGCGAAUGUGGCGACGAGCUUGCCUCACUCGCGGUAUAUCAUCUUCACGACGUGGAUGAGGAAGUAUUUCAAUCGGCCUUUUGGGAGCUCAUUUGGGUUCCAAAUUUGCAUUUCGCUUUCUAUGAAUUUGAUGGGCUUUGGCCUUGCUGGACUGGCUCGGCGAUUCCUGGUCUAUCCCUCAUUUUGUAUCUGGCCUCGUUCGCUUGUCACCGUGGCCCUGAACCAGUCUCUUCACAAUGACGAUAGUCCCACAGUCCCAGGCCCCUUCAAAAGACUGUACAGCAUAUCCCGCUAUAGAUUCUUCCUACUCGCAUUCGCCUGCAUGUUCGUCUGGUUCUGGUUCCCUGAGCACAUCGUCUCAGCUCUCUCGCUCUUCAACUGGCUUGCCUGGAUUGCGCCGGACAAUUUCACACUAACUGCCAUAACCGGGCUUAAAAAGGGCCUGGGAUUUAAUCCCCUACCUACAUUCGACUGGAACAUUGCCACCUAUCACGUCGACCCGUUGAUCGUCCCUUUCCACGUCACGGUGAAUAUGUUUGCUGGGGCGCUGCUCGGCGGGUUAGUCCUUGUUGCUUUAUACUGGACAAACUCGUAUAAUACGGGGUAUCUGCCCAUCAACACCAACAACAUGUUUGCCAACAACGCAAGUCAAUACAAUGUCUCGGCGAUCCUCGACGACCGGGGCCUUCUUGAUACGGAGAAGUAUCUGAGCUACAGUCCGGUAUACAUCACCGCUGCGUCCAUUGUUUACUAUGUCUUCUUCUUUGCCGUGUAUAGUGCCGUCGUGUCCUAUGCGAUUGUAUACCAUAGACAGGAUAUAAAGCUGGGGUUUAAAUCUCUGGUGAGAUCGUUUAGUAGAGGCAGCAACCGGGAUGACUUCCAAGAUGUCCACAGUCGGCUUAUGGGUACUUACCGCGAGUCCCCUGAGUGGUGGUAUCUAAUCCUAAACGUCAUCGCUGUAGGGCUGGGAGUUGCCGCCGUGGCAGCCUGGCCAACCUACACCAACGUUGGCGUCGUGUUCUUUGGUAUUGCACUGGCUUUGAUCUUUGUUAUUCCCACUGGCAUUAUAUACGCCACGACAGGCAUUGAAGUUGAGUAUAAUGUUCUGGCAGAGUUUAUCGGAGGGGCGUGGCAGCCUGGGAAUGCGUUGUCGAUGAACUUCUUCAAGGGCUUUGGAUACGUAACUACAGCUCACGCACUCAGCUUCGCCAAUGAUUUGAAACUCGGCCACUAUCUCAAGAUACCCCCGCGUCAGACUUUCUGGUGUCAGGUUGCUGCUACCAUCGUAUCUGCCCUCGUCUGCACUGGGGUUAUGAACUUCCAAAUCACCCGCAUCCCUGACCUCUGCGAAGCAAACCAGAAGAACAAAUUCACCUGCCCAGGCCUGCAAUCCUACUUCACAGCCGCCGUCCUAUUCGGGUCUCUGGGCGGGCAUAGAGUCUUCGGCGCCGGCGCCCAAUAUACAGCCCUCCUCGCCGCAUUCCCAGCUGGCCUUCUCUUCCCUAUCGUCUACUACUACGCCACCCGCAAACUGCCCAGAACCCACUGGCUCACAAAAAUCCACCCAGUCGUGCUAUUCAGCGGCGGUCAUACCUGGUCACCUUAUAACCUGGGCUACCUAUGGCCUGCUGUGCUGCCGGGCUGGGUUUCCUGGAGCUAUAUACGGCGGCGCUAUCUCGCGUUCUGGUCCAAGUAUAACUAUGUACUGUCUGCAGCGUUUUCGACGGCGAUUGCCAUUGCGGCUGUGGUUAUUUUCUUUGCGGUCAGUUACCAUGGGGCUGAUGUGCAUUGGAUUGGGAAUCAGCCUGAUAGUGGGUGUGAGGAUAGUGGCGAGUGUGUGAGACUGCAUCUGUCUGAGGGGGAGUAUUUUGGGCCUCGGGUUGGGACGUUUGUUGUUUAAUUAAUAAAUAUCCUGGGGAAUAUAUCUUGAAAAGAUUAGGAUAUUGGUAAUUAACAGAAGAGUAUCAUGCUGCCUUUGUUGUAUCGUCCUUCAAGAACGGCGCUGCAAAGCCAUACUGCUUCCACCCGUCUCCAUAAUCCAUAUUCGCAUCUCGUUCUGUAACUAAUUAGCAUAUCACGUUUUAAAGCAAG
Messenger RNA from Aspergillus versicolor CBS 583.65, 3001 nucleotides. RefSeq lists its product as uncharacterized. Lineage: Eukaryota; Fungi; Ascomycota; Eurotiomycetes; Eurotiales; Aspergillaceae. Gene Ontology annotation, biological process: transmembrane transport. The coding region runs from base 261 to 2810 and encodes 849 amino acids. Gene Ontology annotation, molecular function: oligopeptide transmembrane transporter activity. The transcript is spliced from 8 exons. The record is from RefSeq and is a predicted model, not a curated record.